This is a messenger RNA of Gryllus bimaculatus (two-spotted cricket), 9460 nucleotides long. Lineage: Eukaryota; Metazoa; Arthropoda; Insecta; Orthoptera; Gryllidae. The record is from the annotation of a GenBank genome assembly.
AUGUGGACUUUUAAUGAGUCAUCCGCGUGGCCUUCCAGAGUGGGGGAAGUAGUCAGCCCCCUCUACUGCCCAAGGAAGAAAAUAAGCAGAAAACAAGUGUGCGUUGCCUACCUGUCGUGGGUUGGAAGUGGUCGGAGGUAUUCAUUGCUGUGUUUUGUGUGCAGUGGUCGGCAUGGUGGAUUAGGACAAAUUGUGAAAAACAUCUUCAAAAUGACAAAUUCUGGAAUAAAAUCAAACAUGGGUUUAUUCAGAAGCAUAUGUUUCAUUUUAUUCAUCCUGGUUCCUGGUGGAAGGACUAUUUUUCGGGAAGGAUACUUCAAUGGAUCAUCCCAUGUGGUCCUUCAAACAUCUGUCAACCUGUUUGGCCACACGGGUCUGAGUUUCCGAACUUGUAGUGGAGGAGAACUUUUCUCACAAGAGAUUGGUAGAAACGAAUUAUCUUUGAAUGUGGAAGCAAGUGGAAAUCUCAAAUUGACUGCAAAUCUUGAAAGUGGUCAUAAUUUUGAAACUCGAAUACCUGCUUUUUUGGUGAACAGCAUGUGGUAUACUGUGAAUUUGAUGUACCAUUUGGGCACUCUCACAUUAACAGUGGCUAAUUAUUCAGAGAUUGUGGCCAAUUCUACUUACAAUAGUGAAUUGCUAACAAAUGCUGGUGUCUUCAGUAAUGCCUCAGUGUUGUAUGUGGGCCGAACAUUUGUAGGUUGCAUUUUAGAAGGCCCAGGCAUUAUAUUUAACUCUUCCCAAACCAGUUCUCUCAACGUGGACUGGGGUCCAUGUCCUCUUACUCAAAGGAACUGCACUGUGCCGGAUCACUGCAGUUCUGAUCCUUGCAUGCAGCACGGCGUGUGUGAAUCCCGUCCUGACGGGUAUGCCUGCCUCUGCAAUCCUCGCUAUGGCGGCACCAACUGCGAGAUUGACAAGGGUCCCCCAUGUCAACAAAAUGGCAGCAGCCCUUGCAAGAACGGAGGAGAAUGUGUAGAGAACGCAAUGGGUAACUACAGUUGUGUGUGCAAUCCAUUAUUUACAGGUAAAAACUGUGAAACUGAGAUUGGUCUCAGCCCAUGCGAGACAAGUCCGUGUAUGAAUGGCGGUACAUGCAUUCCACUUGAUGAAUCUUACCAAUGCAUCUGUGAACCAGGUUUCACUGGUGGAACCUGUGGAAUAAACAUUGAUGAAUGUCAAUCAAUACCUUGUCAAAAUGGAGGUACUUGCCAAGAUCAAGUCAAUAAUUAUACUUGUCAAUGCCUUGGUACUGGAUAUGGAGGAAGGAAUUGUGAACAAAACAUUAAUGAAUGUGAUGAUUUCCCUUGCAUACAUGGCAGAUGCUUUGAUACUUACGGUGGUUAUACAUGUCAGUGUGAUCUUGGAUAUGCUGGUAAUAAUUGUGAUGAAGAAGUGGAUGAAUGUACAAGUAUGCCAUGUAGGAACAAUGGUCUUUGUUCAGCUUUGCCUGGUACCUAUAGUUGUCAAUGUUUAGCUGGAUUCACUGGGAAAGACUGUGAAACAGUCGUUACCAAUUGUGAAGAUAUGAUAUGUCCAUCAGGCACGGCAUGCAGUAUUAACCAAGGAAUUGCUCAGUGUGUUUGUGAAGGAGGCUUAAACUGCUCAGCUCCAAUUACUUGUAAUAGUAAUACUUGCAAAAAUGGUGGCACAUGCAGUAAUGGACCUGAAGGAUAUGUCUGCAUCUGUCCUCCUGGAUAUACAGACAAAAACUGUGAAAUAUCCACCGAAUCAUGCAUCAUGAUGUCUUGUAAAAAUGGUGGCACCUGCAUGCCAAAUGGUGAAUGUGCGUGCCCUCCUGGCUUCACAGGCCCCAUGUGCCAUUUGCCGCUUCAGUGUUCAGAUUAUCCUUGCAUUAAUGCCAGCAAUUGCUUCGAUGACUUUGAUAGUGGCUCCUACACUUGCAUCUGCAAUCCUGGUUGGAUGGGACACAACUGUGACACACGCUGUUGUGCUGAUGUUGGGGACUGUGUUGAAGGCAGCAUCCUUUGUGAUUGUGGGACAGGGCCACAGUGUCAAGUGAGCAGAAAUUUCUGUGUGCCAGAUCCUUGCAGAAAUGGUGGCAUUUGUCAAAAACAAUCAGGAGGAUAUACUUGCAUUUGUGAUCAAGGAUUCACUGGUAAAAAUUGUGAUAGUGAACUCAAUGCAUGUUCAUCAGCACCCUGUCAACAUAAUGGUCAGUGUGUUCCCCUUGAAAAUGUCAAUGCCUCCAGUGGCAGCUUUAAGUGUCAAUGUGCACCAGAUUACACAGGAAGAUUGUGUGAAACCAGUAUUACGACAUGUGCAAACAUAACUUGUCCAACACCAAAAAGGUGUAUUGACUUGGCAAAUGGACCUGAAUGUCAAUGCCCUAGUGGUUUCACAGGUCCAAUGUGUCGUGAAAAAGUAGUUGGAUCAUGUCCUAAUGAACUAUGCAACAAUGGAAUAUGUAGUGGCACCCUUGAUGAUUAUCAAUGUUUUUGCAAACCGGGUUUCUCAGGAGAUCACUGUACUAUUGACAUAGAUGAAUGUUUGUCAAUGCCCUGUAAAAAUAAUGCAACUUGUCUGAACCAAAUAAAUGGAUAUAACUGCACAUGUACAAUUGGAUUUACUGGGAGAAACUGUGAUGACAAUAUAAAUGAAUGUGAAAAUGAACCUUGUGAGGGUGGUUCAACAUGCAUUGAUUUAAUUGGUUCUUAUAGAUGUGUUUGUUUACCUGGCUUAACUGGAGAUAACUGUCAAAUAAAUAUUGAUGAUUGUGAGUCUGCCCCUUGCCAAAACCAUGGAAUAUGCAAUGAUGGAAUUAAUAGUUUUCAAUGUAACUGUACCAAUACUGGAUUUGAUGGUGAUUUCUGUGAACGUAAUGUUGAUGACUGUGCAUCUAAUCCCUGCUUUCAUGGAGCCACUUGUGUAGACAUGAUUAAUAAUUACACUUGUCAGUGUAACCCUGGAUAUGAAGGAAGGAACUGUGAGAUUGACAUUCCUGAAUGUGAUAGUUCUCCUUGCCAAAAUGGUGGAACGUGUCAAGAAUAUUCAAAAUUAUAUGCUGAAAAUCCUGAAUGGAAUUUUCAAAAUGCUAGUGGGUUCACAUGCUCAUGCCUAGAAGGUACCACUGGAGACAGAUGUUCAGAAAAUAUUGAUGAAUGUAAUAGCAAUCCAUGUUUACAUGGAAAGUGUGAAGAUAAGUUAAAUGCCUUCUUCUGUGUGUGUGAAGAAGGAUAUGAAGGCGAACAAUGUGAAAUUCCCAUCAAUGAAUGUGAGAGAUAUGAACCAUGUGGUUCACAUGGAAACUGCACUGAUCUAGAACCCGGUUACACAUGUAACUGUGAUCCAAAAUAUGGAGGUCAAAAUUGUUCAGUAGAACUUACAGGAUGUAGAGAUCAUCCUUGUCAUAACAAUGGGACAUGUACACCAUAUUUAGAAGAUGAAUCUCAGCAUAAGUUCAAUUGUUCUUGUUCGAAAGGAUUUCAUGGAGACACUUGCCAAACGAUCACAACAAUAUCACUGACAGAAUCAUCCCGUAUGGAGAUACAAACUGAGCGUGAGGAAGGCUAUGACAUACAAUUUAUUUUCAAAACAACUCUACCAAAUUGUCUAUUAGCAAGUGGAAGAGGUCUUACAUAUUACACUCUUGAGUUGUUGGGAGGACGAUUGAACCUGCAAACCAGCCUGCUAUUAAAUAAAUGGGAAGGAGUAUUUAUAGGAGCAGAUCUGAACAAUGGCAGCUGGCAGAGAGCUUUUCUUCAAAUCAAUACAACUCAUGUUGUUCUUGCUGCAGAUCAAGAACAAACAAUCCAUCCAAUCCUCCCCACUGAAACUACAAAUACUUCAUAUACUAGUUUCAAUCAAACUUUCAUUGGCUAUACAGCUUUUCAAGAACUACGCUCAAUUGUUCGUAGCCCUACCGUGUUUGUUGGAUGUAUGGAAGACUUGGUUAUAAAUGGGCAGUGGAUUACUCCCAUUGAUAUUCCACAAACAGAUAUAAUUGAAAAUGUAUCAACUGGCUGUCAAAGAGAACCUCAAUGCCAUCCAAACCCUUGCAAUAGUGGAGGAAUAUGCACUGACAAGUGGAUUGAUUUCUCUUGUGCCUGUGUUCGACCCUUCUUGGGUCACAAAUGUCAAUACAGAGCUACAGAGGGUAUUGUGGAAGUAACAUUGACCAACACUUCCCGAGUGGCUGUUAAUUCUGUUAUGGACAUAUCAAUGUUUGUCCGCACUCGCAUGGAAAAAGGUGCAAUUUUCUAUAUGACUUCUAAUUCUCCUCAAGAGACUGUAAUUGCAGCCCAGGUUGAAAGUGGUCAACUUUCUGUUUACAUUUUAUUGAAUCGUUCACUGGAAUAUUACGUUGUUAGUGGUGUUCACUUGGCAAAUGGUCAGAGUCAUUUAAUUCAGAUUAUACGAAAUGUAACAUUAAUGCAAGUCAAAAUAAAUGGCACCGAAUUUUUUCGGAAAACAAUUACAGCAAGUGGUGCAAUUGAUGUUCAAAAAUUGUAUCUUGGAGGUUUUCCCCAACAUGCACACAACAAAAAAAAUAAGCGUCAAGCUAGUGAAACUUCACAAAAUAAUGUAAUGUGUGAUGUUUGUUACUUUAAAGGUGUUAUUCAAGAUGUCCAGGUCACUAAUGGUACAAGAACAAUGGUAGUUGAAUUUUUUCCUCUGACUGUGCCUGAUUUGACAAUUCCUCCAAAAUUUGGUGAAGUUUAUUUUGAUGAAAAUGCUGUUUUGAAAGGUGUUGUAUCUGAUGAUACAUGCCGUGUCAAUCCAUGCAUACAUGAGGGAAUAUGUGAAGUCACAUGGAAUGACUUUGAGUGUAAAUGUAAACGAGGUUACAAGGGAAAGAGGUGUGAAGAAAUGGAAUUUUGUCAGUUGCAAGAUUGUCCUGAUGGAAGUUCAUGUCGCAAUCUAGAAAAUGGAUACGAGUGUGUUGCGAAUGUAACUUUCAAUGGAAAUAAUAAUUCAUUGCAUUACACUCUUAAUAAUUUUUAUGAUGGAUCAAGUUCAUACAUGAAUAAUAUAACUCUGACCUAUCGCAGUAAAUUUGGUGGUACAUUAUUAUACAUUACAUCCUCAAAUAGUGUUGAAGAAUUUUUCUCUAUCUCAGUGCAAAAAGAUGAAAUUACAGUUAGCUGGAGAUUGUAUGUUGGAGAUAAACAACUAACAGAAUAUUUCAAAAAAGAUGAGCCUGAUGGCGAGUGGACAAUCGUAGUUUUCAAGAUGGAAAAUGAUCAAUUAAUUGGUGGCUUUCAAGAUGCUGAUGGCCACCUGAAUCAGAAGAUAAAUAUUAACUUUUCUUUGGAUGCAUGGAAUACUCUCGUUCAGGGUGGGCAUGCAUACAUUGGAGGUUUGUUCUCAACAAGCCCCAUUCAGCACUCAACAGAUGGCUUAGGUGUUUUAACUGUAAAUACAGUUACUGAGUCAGUUUUUGCAACUCCAAGAACUCAUUAUACUUAUGAAACAAGUUUAAUAGAUAGGCCAUUCUCAGACAUAUCAACAAAUUUUAAGGGCUGUAUUGGAGAAACACGUAUUGGCAACAUUUUAUUAUCUUUUUUGACUCAAGCCCAAUUAACAAGAUCCAAUUUGACAAACAAACACCAGUUUUCUUUGACUGACCCUGAUUCUAGUUCCACUUUGGAAUUAGGUUGUCUGCUGUGUUUUGAUACAGAAUGUCAUAGUGGCGGUAAAUGUAGCAAUGCAACACAAUUAUACACUUGUGAUUGUCCUGAAGGUUACACAGGUGAUUAUUGUGAAAUAAAUAUAAAUGAAUGUGAGAACAAUACUUGCCAAAACAAUGCAACAUGCCUGGAUGGUAUAAAUAAUUAUACUUGCCAGUGUGCACCUGGUUACACAGGUGAUAUGUGUGAAAUUGAUAUAAAUGAAUGUGAAUCUAGCCCUUGUCAGAAUCAAGGCACUUGUGUCAAUCAAGUGAGUUAUUUUGAAUGUGAAUGUCUUGAAGAAUUUACUGGUCCCAAAUGUGAAUUUCCCAGAGAACUCACUUGUGCUAACCUACCUUGUAAGAAAGGAUCAACUUGUAAGGACGUGAAAAAUCCUAAAACAGGUGACAAUUUUACGUGUAUCUGUGCUGAAGGAUUUGAAGGCCCACGUUGUGAUCAGGCGUACUGCAGCAUUACUCCUUGUGAACAUGGAAUGUGUAAUGACACUCUAGAAGUUCCACUUUGUCAAUGUUUUCUUGGAUACGAAGGACGAUUCUGUGAAACAAACAUAAAUGAGUGUGCAAGUAAUCCUUGUCAUAAAGGGAAAUGUCUUGAUGGAAUAAAUACAUAUUGGUGCAACUGCAGUGGAACGGGUUAUGAAGGAGUUUCAUGUGAAAAGGAUAUUGAUGAAUGCUCACUGUUAGAAAAUAUUAAUCAGUGUGGUCCCAAUGGUUAUUGUGUAAAUUACCCUGGGGGAUACAUGUGUAAUUGUACAGAUGAAACAGUUUGUGGUAAUACUUGUGGUCUACGGAAUCCAUGUCUAGAUGAACCUUGUCUAAAUGAUGGACAUUGUAUACCAAAAUGUACAGUUGUUCCUGAUUAUGAAUGUGAUUGUACUGGUACUGGUCACACAGGGGUUAAUUGCACGCAGGUGGAAGCAGCCAAAGGCAGCAGCCCUAUGGAUAUAGCUGUUAUUGUUGCUCCUAUUGUUGCUAUCUUUUGUUUAUUUAUGGGCAUUGGAAUCACUAUAUUCAUAAGCAUGGCCAGAAAGAAACGUGCAACUCGGGGAACUUAUAGUCCAAGCCAGCAAGAAUACUGCAAUCCCCGAGUGGAACUGGAUAAUGUAAUGAAACCACCUCCAGAAGAAAGACUUAUAUGAGUUUCAAGGACUGAACAUGUAAAAUAAAUAAAAAUCCACUGAAAAUACCUGCCUUUUGAAUAGUAGUUUAGAAUGUGUUAAUGUUUUGGGAUAUUUAAAUACUCCCAAGACAUUAUAAUCAUAUGAGAUUUUAUAUGAACAAAUAAAUGGAGAAUGAAUAAUGAGUUUUAUCAUUAUUUUACAUUCUCUUUAUUACUUCAAAAUUUUGUUUUACCUGUAAAUUAGAAUUGUAACUUGUAAUUUAUUUUAAUGUACAUGAAUACACAGAAAGGGACUCAGCCAUAUUCAUUCUGUCUGCUUCACAGCUCAUGACUUUCACUUAAUUUCUCUUAAAAAGAAGUACGACUCACUGUUAGAUAAUUGCCAUUGACUUACAAGUGGGGUGUUUUUUUGAAUUUUAAAACUUAACUAUAAUACAAUUUAAACAAUUUAUAUACACUAAAUAAUGGCAUCAGGACACUCAUAUAAGCUUGCAAAAAUGCAAAGGUAAGAAACAUAAGGGAUUUUUUUAAUAAAAUAAGAAUAUGGACUAAUAUCUAAAAAGCAAAGGCAUUUGCAUAGAAAUCAAAUGCUUUCAAUUUAAUUACACAAAUUUGAGUCCUAUUCUUGUUUCAAUCAAAAUGUAUCAACUUUGUAUGAUCACGUUGAAGUGGAUAUAUACUAAGGUUUUUGAACUUGUUUAGUUUACAUUGCGCUUUUGUUAAUUACCUUUGCUGGGUUCAGAGAAUGUGUAUUCAUUCCCAAAUGUUUUUCUAUGUGUUGUUCUCAUUUUUCUCUAUUUGUGAAGUUUAAUCUUUCUUUAUAUCCCCCUUAUUGACUUCAGACUGUUUAGAGCAAUCUUGAAAAAAUUGCAUUGGAAUGUAUCUAUUUUUGCAGAAUGUUCUGAUGUUUAAACAUUUUAAUCAUGGUAACCUUACUUAAUCAUUGUAACCAUAGAAUUGAAAAUUUUGGACAAGAUUAAGUUCAGCAUGACUGCAACUAAAACAAAUGACAGAAUACAAGUGCCUUAAUAUGGUCCAUCCAUUAAAGCAAUUACUGGAUACUGACACUUUCUCUAUUAUUGACAUUCAUUCCUCAUAACUAGGAAGCGGAUUUUAAUGACCAUAUAUACAUAUACAAAUAUAUUUAUAUUUUUUUCAAUUUAAAAUAAUGCUUUUAGUAUAGAUAUUAAUUUUACGUUUUAAUAAAAGGAAAUUAUCCGCUUUUUUACAACAUUUUUUGUUGAGUUCGACUAACAAGUAAUUUUUAACCUUUUCCAUAAUUUUAAAAGAAUUUUUUGCUUCAAAUAAUAUUUAAAGAAGUCUCAAUGACAGCAGUAAGAUAUCUUUUGCUGUAAGAUAGCUUCAGUUGUUCAAACGAACAAUUCAAGCUGAACUUCACUUGAACUAAUUUUAAUGAAUUUUUGGUCAUUUUUCUUUUCUUUUAGGCCAUUUUUACAAUCAUUUCAGAGCAUUUCCGGCAAUGUUUCAGGUCAUGCAAAUCCACUCCCUACUCAUAACCAUUCAAUUUAUGACAGACUUAUUUAUUUUUUUCUUCCAGACAUGACUUGUAAUGUUCUUAUUUUCAUAAAACAAUCUGAAUAUUGAUAAUUGUCAUUCUACAGUUAUGUACCUAACAUUCCAUUAGUAUUAAUGUAGGUUUGACAUAACAUGACAUGCCUGCUUUGUAUUCUUUAGAGAACAAUCAUGUACCUCUCUCUUACUACUAUAAACUGUGUACAGAUUGUUUCAUUGUAUUUUUGUAUCAUUAUUACUUUAGAAAUAGAGUACAUACAUCUAUGCAAUAUAUAACUGCAAAAGUAAGUAGGUGUUACUUAUUUCAUGUGUAAAUGUAUGUGCAGACAUUGAUUCAUGAAUGGAACAUUAUCUGUAAAGACGUAAAUUUAUAUGUACACACACACAUGUAUAUUUACAUAUAAAUUCAUUUUUACUGUAUACACUUCUAUAUUAAAAAUGUGUUUUUAUAAUUUUUUUCUUCGUAAGUUUUUCCUACAACACUAAGGAAAUUUGUUAAUAAAAUUAGUUAUUUUAAAGUAGCCAUAGAUAUUUCUACCAAAGAGUGUUAUUAUCUAAUAGAGCUGUGCAACAAAAGCCGUCCAAGAAUGAAAAUGCCUUGAAUGUUUGUUUAUAAAAAUGUGUGAGUGUGAGUGUUUAACCAACAGUUGUUAUGAUUCCCAAUAGCAUCUAGUAGUAUCAGUCAUAUUAUUUCAAAUAUCUUGCAGUGUAAUAUAUGCUUAUACUAUCUUCCUGAUUAUAUGUUUCCAAUCAUUGUGCUAAAGUUGUCACUGGUUUGUUAAAAAUUCUGUGAUCAUUUAUUGUAAUAAAAAGAAAAAUCAUUAUUUUAUUGUUGAUUGUAAAUGCCAAAAUUAAAGGUUCCUUUUUGUAACAAAGUAAUGGUCUUGCCAAUCAACAAUGAGGGGUAUUUGUGGUUUUUGAAGACUUCACUAUUUGGUGAAUUUGGUACGAUCACAAAUCAUUCUUUAGAAUAAUGAAUACAUAAUCAGUGCUUUUCAGUUGUUGUUGUUAUUCAUUAUUGUAAUGACUGCAAUUUUUGCACAUUCAAUUUAAAAAAAAAAAUUAAAAUGCCACCCAUCCUGUCCACCAAAGACUUCCCAAUUGUUAUAUUCAUAAAAUAUAAAAAAUGUAAUGGCUUUUUAAAGAAUAAAAUGAGA